Molecule: messenger RNA, 10185 nt
Organism: Macrobrachium nipponense
Lineage: Eukaryota; Metazoa; Arthropoda; Malacostraca; Decapoda; Palaemonidae
Product: aarF domain-containing protein kinase 1-like
Exons: 11
Coding region: 144-1718 (524 amino acids)
Biological process (GO): protein phosphorylation
Molecular function (GO): ATP binding; protein kinase activity
Source: RefSeq, a predicted model, not a curated record
UCAAGUAGGUUAGAGCCACUAAUUAGUAUGCAUGUCAGUAGGAACUUUACAGGAAUGCAUAAGUCAAUUCAGCGUUAACUGAUUUUAAGGCCUUGCGUAUUCUUCUUAAGAGUGUUCAUCGCUAACGCCGCAGUUACAGUAGUAUGGCCGCUCGGAACCUGCUUCGGCUGGGUCUCGUGGGAGGGUCUGGUGCUGCAGCUGUGUAUAAUAAAGAUGAAGUGCAAACGGCAGCCAUUGGUGCAGUGAGGUUUGGUAGAGCUGCCAUAACUGUAUCGAAGAUUGUGGCAGAUUAUCGAAUGACUCUUUAUUCUGGAAGUAUUACACCAGAGUCAGAGAAUUAUGGAGAAGUCAAGUCACAGACACACUUGAGAGCAGCUAACCAGUUGUUGGAUUUGUGCUGUGCCAAUGGAGGGGCUUUUGUAAAGGUAGGGCAGCAUUUAGGGUCGUUAGAAUACUUGCUGCCAGUUGAGUAUGUCAACACCAUGAAAGUGCUACAUUCAAAUGCACCAGAGUCUCCAUUGGAAGAUAUUUUUCAAGUCAUUGAGGAAGAAUUGAAAUAUAGUGUUAAAGAUUUGUUUGUUGAAUUUGAUCCACGUCCCCUCGGUGCUGCUUCUUUAGCCCAAGUUCACAGAGCUCGUUUGCCUGAUGGCCGAGAGGUUGCAGUUAAAGUACAACACAAAGCAGUCAAAUCUCACUCGAAGGUUGACAUGAAAGGGAUGGAGCUCCUUGUGAAUGUGGUCUCAAAGAUAUUCCCUGACUUCAAUUUCUCUUGGCUGGUGGAAGAAAUGAAGAAAAAUUUGCCCAAGGAACUGGACUUCACCCACGAGGCCAAAAAUGCAGAGAAAGUUGCUGAUCAAUUCAGUCACUUCCCUUGGUUGAAGAUUCCCUCUAUAGAAUGGAGUCUGUCAACAGAUCGAGUUUUGGUCAUGGAGUUUUGUGAGGGAGGGCAAGUCAAUGACCGUAAUUACAUGGUAGAAAAUUCAAUAAACACCAAAGAGGUCUCUGAAAGGAUUGGUCAACUUUAUGCGGAGAUGAUCUUCGUCAAUGGUUACGUUCAUUGUGACCCACAUCCAGGAAAUGUUCUGGUAAAGAAAGUUGAUAAAGAAGCUCAGAUAAUACUGCUUGACCAUGGCCUUUAUACUACCUUAACAGAUGAUUUCCGAACAACUUACAGCAAGUUUUGGCUAAGUAUUUUGAAUGCAAACCUAAAAGAGAUUCAGCGGUAUGGUGAAAAAUUGGGUGUCGGGGAACUUUACGGACUGUUUGCUUGUAUGGUCACUGCUCGCUCAUGGGACUCCAUAUCGAAGGGUAUUGACAAGAAGGCACGAACAUCAGGGGAACAAGAUGAAAUCAAGGCUGAUGCUGCUAAAUAUUUACCAGAGAUAUCAGCUGUUCUAAACAGAGUUCCACGGCAAAUGUUGUUGAUCUUCAAAACUAAUGACCUGCUGCGUGGCAUCGAAUUUUCACUAGAUACUCAAGACAGCAUGAAAUCUUUCAUCACAAUGUCAAGGUAUUGCAUCAAGAGCGUCUUCUCUCAUCAGCGACUCCUUUGCAAUUCAUUGGGUUGCAGCAUCAGAGCAAACUUGGGUGAAUUUUGGGAGCAGUUCAAAAUUUCUGUCUAUACUAUUUAUCUGUGGUAUCUCAGGUCUAGCAUUAAUAAGUACAUUCAAGAAAAUUGGCUAAGUUCCAAAGAUGGAAUCAAGCUAAAAUUUUUAUGAUAAAUAUUAAUUUGUAUAUAUUGUAGUUGUUGUUAGUAUUAGUAUACUAGUAUUUUAUUUUUGUUCUUUUUAUAACAAAGUGUAGUAAAUAUUUAUUUACCAUAAGUUGUAAAUGGUUUCUUAUUUUGUUACAAGGUUUUCCAAAUAUAGAUGUUUUUAAACACAAAUGCAACCAGUUUACUUAUACUUAAUCCUGCAGUCCCUCAGCAUCAGACACACACACACCACAGUUCAUAGAAGAAAGCACUCAUUUGCCAAGCAUACAUCCAGGCACCACAACACUACUUUGAACGAGUCAUUCUCUUGUGUGUUUAACAAAUGUUCAUAUAUUUACAGCUCUCAUAACUUAUAUAGUACAGUAUUCAUAAUUCAUUUACAUCCAUUAAUCUAUGUUAUCUAAUGUUCACUAUCUUCCUUUCCUCUCCCAUGAAUAAAUUACUAUUUUCUUGUAGGUAGCACUUGAAGUGAGAAGGCAACAUGUUGGUUUUCUGUAAGUGUCUGUUAGAAGUGACAUUGAUGACCAUUAUAUAAGUGCUCUACUGCCAUCUGCUUUAACAACUAUCUCUUUAAUUUUGAGUUUACCUUUUUAGCUUAUUACUGUCAUUUGGUAUGGAAUAUUUGUUUUCUAUAACUUUUUCUUUACACAUCUACAAUAAGUCUUUAGUAAUUGCAGUAUUCAUCACAGUUCGAAUAUUGCUGUUUCUUGUUUGAUGUUCUACCAUGUUGAAGAGUUGACAGAUAUUUAUGAAAGGUUCUCAUUGUUACCAUAGGUUAGCAAAUUUAGGAAAAGAUCCCCAUUUAUUGCACAGUAUACUUGGUGGGCCAAGUAUGUUCUUUUGAGCUAACAAGAUAAGUGUCUAAGGAUUUGCCAUAAUCACAAAGGAUUUUUAUGGUUGGAGGCAAAGGUAUAGAAUCUCUAAAGGGGUGGAGUAUGUCAUCUUCAGACUCCUCUAAAACCUCUUCAGGUUCAGCAGUCAAUGCUAUUGCAGUGAGCCAGGUCUACUGCAAAGGUCUAUAGGGAUGUUCCUCUGGAGGGUCUACUACUUACCAUGACUACUGUGUUAGCAGAGCCAGUUGCUGAUUUGCCUAACCAAGUUGCCACACCAUGACAUAACAUUGUUUCAGCUGUUUCAGAACAAAUGUAGGUAAUACAUUUUCAUGUUGCCUCCUAAAGCCACAUUUCUUCUUUUUUAAAAGUAGAUCACUUUAUCACCUCUCAAGAGUGCUGGCAGAAUAAAGAACCACCACCUACCAGCUUCAGGUUGCUCUUGUGGCCUUAUAGUCAUGCUGGUGAUGGAAAUAUUCCAGUUUCAGGCAGCAGUAAUGAGUUAUAUUGUUCUUGUAAUAAAAUAAGCAAAGUUAGUCAACAUUGACAAGUAGUCAUGAGUACUAGAGAUUCAAGAGGCUCCAGUGAGCUUUAGAGGAAUUGACAGGCGAUCUUUUAGGCUUUUACCAUUGCCAGUAACUGAGCUCAGUCCUUUUUACUUUUACUGGAUCCUUUCUUCCAUCCGAAUUGUAACAACAACCUCUGUCUGUAGGUCCAUCAUGAAGGGAGACUUCCUAGCAUCUGUCAAUCUUGAGAUGCUUAUUUCAGAGUUCAAGUACAUCUCUCCAGGAUAUAUUUCAGGUAUGGUGGCUAGAGUCGUGGCUUGCCGCUCAGAUGUUGUGGGUUUCCCUCCCCCAGGCUGAUGAAUAAUUACUGGUUCUGUAUCAAGAUCCAUUAAUACUACUGUUUUGGAUCUGUGGUGGGAGGUUGAAACCAACAUUCUUUGGAAGUUUGAAUUUUAGUCAGUGGCCCCCUAUGUGCUUGUUCUUUGUGAAUAGGUUUCAUCUAUUGAAAUAAUAAUAAGAUGAAGGUUUACCAGUUUUGUCUCUUCGUUUGGCUGUUAAUAGGUCUACAAAUUUCACUGGAAUAAUAGGCCCGGGAGUUUCUGCAGAUGCCAGGUCUCCCUUCAGAGGUAUGGAAAAAGAGUACUAGACCACAUGUGAUUGUUAGAAAAGCUUGUAUAGCUCAUGACUUUUGAAUAUAAGUUGUUGGACGAAUACCAACAUCCUAUUGUGAUGGGUUCCCUUAACCCCUAUUGUCUUCAGACCUGCUCCUGCACAGAAGCGUUGAGAGGAGAGUGGGAAGCUCAUUUGUCAGAUUAGAUGAUAUCCAAUUUUUGGUAAGAUUAAGAGAGGCCAAUUUUUGGUAAGAUUAGGAGAGGAAUCUCCAUAUAAAUCUCCUAGAUUUGACAGUUGUGCAAAUAUCACCAAUAAGUUUGUCAGGCCUCUUAGAAGGCAAAGUAUUUAGCAUCAUAUCAGACAAUGCAACAAUAGUGGUCAUAAUGAAAAAUGAAAAGGUAAAAAAAUCUCUUACCAUGUGCCAGCUGUUAUAGAGGUCCUAAUAUGGGCCAAGGACAGGAACACAACCAUAUUCUCCAGAUAUGUUCCAAGGAAGAGGAAUGACAUAGACUUUCUUAGAAGGAAGAACCAUUUUCUAAUAGCAGUGUGGGUAUCACAUCUGGUUGGUCAUUCCAUCCAGAGAUCUACUAGAAAUUGCGGUGGUCUUUAUGUUAGAUCUUUUGACAUCUUGCCACAGAGAAAAGCUGGCAAAUUAUUGCUAAGUCUCCUCAGAUCUGGUAGUCUGGAUUAACAGUGGCCUCGUGAUCCCCUUGGACAGCCUUAAGGCAAAUGCAUUUUCUUCAUUUUGCCUGAAUAGGCUGGUCCUAAACAAAAGAUCAUUCAAAUCGACAGUGACAAUGAUUGCUCCACUUUGGCCCCAGCAGGAAUUGUGCCAAACCUAUUGUCACUUCUGGUAAACAGGAGAUAUUACUAGAACAUAGACCAUCUCAACUAUUACAUUUGGAGGUUAUCCAAGGAUACCUCUUUAAGGGAGUGCUGUUUGAGAUAGCAGCUGAGGUUAUUGCCAGAACAGGAAGAACCUGUACAACAAGACUUUACUAAGCCAACGGGAGGGUAUUCUUUAACUGGUGGCACUGUUGGGAUCCCCUCAAUGCCUCUACAUGUAUUCCCAUAGUAGCAGACUUUAAACUGUAUUUGAAGUGAUAAAGGAGGUAAUCUUUUCAUCCAUUUAAGGUUACAGAUCUUUCUACCAUAUCCCAGGUGUUUGAAACUAGAGGAAUUGAUUGAAAUUCUUCAAGAAAACAUACUACGUACAUAGUUCUUCAAGAAAACUCAAAUGUGUCAAGGCGUUGAUAGUUAUACUCCUUGUAGACAACUAAAGCAUCUGUAUUGGAACAUAAUCUUAGUACUAAGUAUUUGUCACCCCCAGUACUUGAAUCUCCAGAUAAAUCAUCUCAAUGGAGACUAACUUUAAAGUCAGUGGUCAUGCUAGCACUGGCUCGAGCUGUGCCAUAUUUUGUGGUUCUCUCUCUACUAACUAUUGAGGGGAAAGAAAAGAGCCUUACCUUAUACCCUGUCAGACCCUUAAGAUUGUAUCUUGUGAAGACAAAGUGUUACUCUGAAGGAGGUUUGCGCCUUUUUUUCUUCUGCUACAACUGGGAAGUCUAAAGUCUGUAUCCUUUUGGCUAACUGUUAAUGGUACAAGCAUCUUAUAUGAGUUAAGCAUAAUGAUGUUCAGUAGCUUUUAUAAGGGACAUAUAACCUGAAACUUGAAACUAUUAUUAUAAAUAUUAUACUUUGAUGGGAUCACCCAGGACAUGUAUGAAGUUUAAGGGACUUGGUAGGUAAGUUCUUUAAUGUCUUCAAUUUUGUUCAAAUGGACUUACUGUGGCAGCAGGCCAAGCCAUAACUGUCCUUAUUGAGGUAAUACCCUCCUAUUUCUUGUCCCUCAUCCUCAAAAAAUACUCUUUCUUCUCAUAAGCCAUAGCAUUCCAGGGUAAUUGCAGCUUUGUCUUAUGAAGCUGGUUCGUUCAACCUAUUUGCUUCAGCCAUGUGUAAAAGAAAUUCUAGAAUUUACAAACAAAGACCUUAGUAACAAAGAUUUCAACUCACUUCAUAACAUCAUGUUAGUCUUGAGGACUCUUGCCUAAUCAUAAUCACUCAAAAACAUGCCUACUGCAGUUCUGUGGUGAAAAUUAGCUACAUAUUAUGAAGCCUUUUCUCUCAAGUUUCUAUUUCUACUCAGGCAGUGCAUACUGAUGGGAUCUGAGUAAAACAGGGGUAACUUUUGUCAAUGAAAAUGAUCUGUUGAUACAAACUUAUCCUUUUGUUACAAGACUAUACACAUGAGAAUGACUUGUUCACAGGGUGUGCCUUGCUGAUGGGGAAGUGUUUUCUGUUAUUGUGGUGUGUCUGGAGUUGCUGGACUACAAGAUUAGGCAUAUAUGAAAUAAUAUUAAAAGAGCUUAUGUCGACAAAAAUGUCAUAUUUUGAAAGCUUACAAAGUGCAAUAGUAUUAGUUUUUACAGUUCUUCAAAUACUUGUUUUGCUGAGGGCCUACUAAAUGCAGUUAGUGCUAAGUUUGUAAUGUAGGUGCAGUAGACAGAUUCCCAAACAAGCCUGCUACCUCAUCAUCUUAGAACCAUAUUUUUUUAGUCUUGUGGUGGUGCUGUAGCUGUAAAUGGCCAUUUUUAUCAUCAUUUUCUCUUUAGAGCAAACAGCUAAUUAGUUAAAUGUUCAAUAAAAUGUAAAGAAAUUUUUUUAUGCCUUAUGAAUAGUAUUAUUGUGUAUCAGGUCUUCAGCUCCAGCUGUAUUGCUUUCUGCCUUUCACUUAUUAAUUUAUUCCCUUUGGCCCCAUCCCACCUAGCUGUCCAACUUUUUAAACUUUGACCUUGCCCCAGUUUUCACAUUUUAUUCAAGAGCAAAUCUUCAUGCUAGGCAUAUGAGAGACCAAUAAGGACUUGGUCUUGUGUAUUAAAUGUAUUAAAUCAUCCUCGUCCUCAUUGUUCUAAAUAUAUCUUCAUCUUUCCUGUUCUAAAUAUUUUGGAAACCAUCUACACCUAUUGUAUGAAAAAAUUACCAAAGGGAGAAUUUAGCUAUUUUAUUCUUAUUUUUUAAUUGAAAAUGAAAUUUUGGUGGAUUUUUAAGUUAAUUUGUUACUCUAAGUAAAGGUUUUGGAAUCCAUUUUAUAAUGCCCAGUCCACACUAGCAGACACUGCGCGACAGGCAAAAACUCUUCCCAUAACCCGUUCCACUAUACUGACUGACCAGGUAUGGAGCCAGAACGAUGAGAUUGCCUGGUAACACUGCUUCAGAAGAGAGAAAAUAUAAAUAUAACUGGAAGUGCCCGACGGGCAUUCCCACUAGUUGGACAGGCCUUAGAUGUAACCUAAUUUCAUGUGUAGAUGUAUAUUAUAGUAUGAACCCCUCCCAGCUUUCUAGCAUGUGGCAAUCAUUGUGCCCUUCACUCUGUGACAUCAUUUAUGUCAUUUCAUUUAGCAAGACCUGUAUGCAAUAUAAGUGAUCCAGUGGUUUGGGCCAGAUCCAUAUGCUUUCAAAGCUAUACAGCCAAAGCCAGCUAGAAAAAAGACAAAUCAGUACAAUAUAGUAACUAGUAUUUGCAUGUAAAUAUAAGAUGCACAAAAGCACUAGGUAAAUUGUGUAAAUUUUUUCAGUGCUGUUGUAAAUGUGCUCUUUCUUCUUUUAUAACCAUAAGUUUUAGCCUUGGGUGACUCAGAUUUUGAGAACAAGUCCUUCACUAUAUCAUAUGGUAAUUGUGACAAGAAGUCACUUUGUGUCUUGCUAGGCAAUCAGAAAAAGGGUAUUAAAGCAGUUAUUGGUAAAGAAUAACCAUCUUUUGUAGCUUUAGUUUUACAGACUGUCUUCCAUUUAGGCACAUCUAAGUGAAUUAACAUUAGUACAACAUUCAGGACGUACUGUAUGAACAAUUUUGCAUGCCCUGUGCUGCCAUCCGAACCUCAGUAAGGUUUAAUUUGACAUUUGAAAUUAAGCUCCUGUCACUUCUUGCCUAAGUGAUAUGUACGUACUCUUGAUAUUGCUGAUCUUUUCCUGUAGUUUUUACUAUCUAAUGCAAAUAAGAAAAGAGAGUUAAAAAGUUUUAAGACAUCAAAGGUGAAUAAAUUAGCCAGGAUCAGAAAAUGCAGGAUUAUUCAAACUCCUAGAAAAUAAAAACGGAGUGGAAAAUUGCUCAAAGCUGUAAAUUCUGGUGUAUUUUAAUAUUCAUCAGGUCAGGGCUAGGUAAGGCUUAGUAUAGUCCUUUCAAACUUUCAGAAACUAGUAACAUUAGAACGGUUUUAUUUUUGACCAAUUUUUUCUACAUUUAUAUUUGUGUGUUUAAUUUUCAGCCAACUGUUUUCUGCAUAUUUUUACACUAGGUAUCACUGUUAGUUUAUGUUUUUAUUUUCCCAUUUUGCAGUUUAGCUUAAAGUGGUUUUAGUAUAAUGUAGUCGGGAAAUUUAGCAUUCUUAGAUUAAUUUUUUUUACCAUCACAGUACGUACACAUUAUUACAUAUGCUUUAAAGCUUUAUUUAUUUUUUUUUUUAUUACAUUAUGGCUAUGAGAACAUACAAAAACUGUAUGUUUAGGCAGAGUAGGUCAUAAAGUUAGAAUUGGCAAUGUAUAACUGAAAACUCCAACUGGAAAUGUAUCUUGAAAUUUCAAGUUAAUGGAAAAAUUCAUUUAAAUGGAGAUCUGAAAAACAAACUAUUUAUUUCAGACGGUAGGAGGCUAUUGGGCAAACACUGGGUGUUAGACACAUGACUCUAUACACCACUGCAUAUAUAUAUGCUUUGUACCCUGCAUUUUAAUUUAACUUAGUGCUAAUUUACAUUACAGGUUUAGUGUGGUCAGCUGUUGUGCAGCAUAGUAUUACAAAUUAAUUUUAACUUAGCUUGAUGUUAUGUAAGGGUAGAUUAUAAAAAACUGGCCAAAGUUUAACUAUGGAGUCAUGUACUGUUCUUUCCAUCCAUAUUUCAAAGGCAAUGUACUUAUUUCAGAGGCACUGUACUUAAAAUGUUUUUUCAGACAUGCAAAUUCUGUAUAAAACUCAGAUCCAGCAACAGACCUGCAAAUUCUGUAUAUAAAACUCACAGAUCCAGCAAGAAUUGUGUUAGUACAUAGAUGCAAGCUAAUUUGGAUUAUCCCCCCAACGUAUGAAUUUUUUUUUUUAAUGUAAUUUUGGUUUUAAUAUACUGUACACCAAAACUUCUGCAGAUAAGCAGGGUGAUUAUUAAAUUAUGUGAUAGCAGGUUGUACAAAAGUUACUUUAGUAUAGAACUGUGCAGUAAUUUAAUAUGGUCACGAAUAUUUUAAGUCAAUUAAAAAAUGUAAAUUUGUUCGCUGAACUCAGAUGGGAACCCCUGUAUGUAAAGGCCUGUCCACACAAGAGAGCAUGCCUGUCAGGCACUUCCAGAUGUAAUAAUUUCUCACUUCUGAAGCAGCUUCAGUGUUACCAGACAAUCUCAUCGUUCUGGCCCCACACUCGGUCAGUCAGUAGUAUACUGGAACAGGUUAUGGGAACAGCGUUUGCCCGUUGGGCAGUGCCUGAUAGUGUGGGGACAGGGCUUAAGGCCUGUCCACAAGACCGGGCCUGGUCGGCGGACCUCCCCUCUUAACGGGCAAACCAUCAAAUUGCCAGAUGGGUCUUGUAGCAAAAUCACCAUGGUGGUGCCCGAUGGCUUGAGCUUUGACCCUGGCAGACAUACGUUAACCAUAUACUACAUUUCUUUUACCGAGCCAUUCUUUGCACCGCAUUCUCUUCGUUUUCAUCACACACAAAGCAAUUAUUGUGCUACACUAUCUUCUUUGCGGUAGGCACCAUGUUUAUCGUACCGCACUGAACACACUACGUACUGGCAUUGUCGGGCCCGCCCACCUCUCCAUUGCCUCAACUGUGUGUACAACAUUCACGGGUAAGCCCGCCAGAAUUUGCCCGUCAACCCCGGAGUACGCCGAUCAGGCCCGCUCGUGUGGACAGGCCUUUAAGGUUAUGACAAAGGGUGUGUAUAGCAGUAAUGAACAAUAUCUCAAAGUUUGGUUUUAUCAUUACAGUCAAGUAGUUUCUUGCUGAAAGGAACCCAUUUUAGGACAAUGUAGUACUCUACCAGAAUGGUCAAGAAUAUUUCAUUGUUCUUGGGAAUUUAAUAACUGGAAUUGUCAAGAAUAUUUCAUUGUCCUGGAAAUUUAAUGUUUUUAUGUUUCCAGAUUUAGUGAUUGAUGUUUGGGUUUCCAAUUAAGACCUGGUGCAUUGAGUUUUAAAAUUAUAUAUGGUGCUUCUUGUUGUAAGGCCACACACACACACACACACAUACUGCAAACUUCAAUGUAAAUUUAAGUAUUUCUUCUCUGAACUGGCAAGAUAAUCAUGUUUCACAUUCUUAAGACUGUGUUAAUAUUAUACAUUAGGAGUGAGUAAUUGCAGCAUUUUAAAAAAUGGUUCAGGCUCUCAUGCAGUUAUUAGAACAACAAUGUACAAAAAAUUUAAAUAUGGGAUUUAUGUACUCUUCUCUUGGUCCUUGAAUGUAAGCUCAAUCUCAGUUUUUGUUUUUUCUGCGCAAUUUAUGUACAUAUAGAAUUUACUAGGUUUUAAGAUGGUUAAAUAGUU